AUGAACUCAAGAUUGAGCUGUUUGUUCACUCGUCAUGCUCGACUAAACCUUUGUUUGAAACAAGCGGUGGGCACGCAGUCAAGACGCGGCUUGCUUACCACCACACAGGCUGCUCCAUUCAGACGCUCCCACCCUUUGACAGGUAGCCAUGUCUUGAAAGGUCAGAGACGAGCCAUCUUUGCCGGUGUCUCGCCCUUUACUCUGGUGCCUGGUGUCUUUGUUGGCCUACUCAUAGGCCACUGGAUCCACAAAUGUCUGCUCAUGGUCCUGUUCCAGAACAAAAUCAUCUACAUGCCAUCUCUUCCUCCAGGCUCAAGACGUGAGAAGCUGGAAGAUUACGCAAAGACAUGGGCUGGGGUGUCUUGGGAGGAGAGAAAGAUCAAAUCCCUGGAUGGAACGAGACUCUCCGUGGCCGUCGCACGUCCGGAAAUCCUUUCUGCAUCUGCGCAAGAUAAGCGCAAACAAGUUGUUGUGCUUUACUUCCAAGGAAAUGGCGCAUCGAUCCCACCUCGGACACCGAUGCUCUCAAACAUCCUCAGAGCUGCGGCAAAAGACUCUCCACAUGACUGGACCUUGCUCGCACUGUCUUACCGUGGGUAUUGGACUUCCUCUGGACGUGCUCAUCAAAGAGGUAUCGAAAAGGAUGCACAAGCUUUUGUGACUUGGGCAGUACAGAACUAUGGUCAGGAUCCUGGCAACACUGAAUUGAUCCUCUGGGGCCAAAGCAUCGGAUCAGGAGUUGCUGCAUACGCUGCAUCAAAACAUGUGGAAUCGUCACAGACCACUGAUGUUGCUCGGAUAUCCCGCCUCGUGCUGGAGACNCCCUUCGUUAGCAUCAAGAGUAUGCUUGCAGCCAUCUACCCGGAUUGGUGGGUACCCUACAAGCACCUUUGGCCAUUCCUCCGCAGCUGGUGGGAUAGUGAGGAUUCUUUGCGCAGAAUCGCCAAAUCAUCUCACCCACCAAAAGUACUAAUGAUCGUCGCCUCUGGAGACGAGAUUGUUCCCCGAGUUCAGGCCGACCAGUUGGAGACCCUUUGCAAAGACCUACGACUGGAUAUCACCAGGAAAGAUGUCCUAGGCGCUUUGCAUACCCAAGCAAGUACUCUCGAGCAAGGCAAGAGAGUCAUCUCGGAUUGUAUGGCAGAUCGUAAAGUCGACUGA
Molecule: messenger RNA, 1161 nt
Organism: Aureobasidium vineae
Lineage: Eukaryota; Fungi; Ascomycota; Dothideomycetes; Dothideales; Saccotheciaceae
Source: the annotation of a GenBank genome assembly